Messenger RNA from Daldinia vernicosa, 1554 nucleotides. Its product is annotated as general substrate transporter. NCBI's taxonomy places the organism in Eukaryota, Fungi, Ascomycota, Sordariomycetes, Xylariales, Hypoxylaceae. Bases 1 to 1554 code for a protein of 517 amino acids. The record is from RefSeq and is a predicted model, not a curated record. The transcript has 4 exons. Gene Ontology annotation, molecular function: carbohydrate:proton symporter activity. Gene Ontology annotation, biological process: transmembrane transport; carbohydrate transport. Gene Ontology annotation, cellular component: membrane.
AUGCAGCGAUUCGGUUCAUUCCAAAAGCCCCCGGGCUAUGUCGUCGCCAGCAUUAUCUGCUCUUUGGGUGGUUUCCUAUUCGGCAUCGACACCGGCAUCAUCGGCCCUGUUACCGUAAUGGAGGACUUCACAGCAUAUGUCGGCAACCCUUCCCCGACAAUACACGGUCUAAUAGUCUCUUCCAUCCUGAUCCCCGCUGCGAUCUCAUCCUUCUUCGCUGGGAGGGUAGCAGACGUGCUUGGCCGCCCCUAUGCGAUUGCUAUUGGUUCUCUUAUUUUCGGCGCCGGCGCCGCUCUCGAAGGCGCCUCGAUUCACAUUGCCAUGUUUAUAGUCGGCCGCGUCAUUGAAGGAAUCGGCGAAGGCCUCUAUCUUAGCGUGUUAGUAGUUUAUAUCUGCGAAAUAUCUCCGCCGAGAUCUCGCGGCGCUCUGACUACCGGGCCCCAGUUGCUCACCACUCUUGGAUUAGUCGCGGGGUUCUUCACCUGCUACGGCACUGCUAAUAUCCAGUCAUCAUUUUCAUGGCGUCUACCGUUUAUCUUACUCGCCGCUUAUUCCAUUGCAUUCUCCAUCGCCGCUCUUACGUGGCUUCCUGCGUCUCCGAGAUGGCUUACACUUCAUGGGAAGACGAAAGAAGCAUCUGCGGCCUGGGAAAAACUUGACGUCCCUAAUGCUGAUCGAGAGAAGAUUCUCGGCCAAUAUGAUGCUUCGGUGGUGGAAACCGCUAUCCCUGAUGCAAGUGGCGACACAGUUGCUGUGCACGUUACUUCUACCACCGCUGCUACUUCGAAGUCGAAGAAGACGAAUUUUCUCGAUGUGCUCUCCUCGGACGCUCGCCCACGUCUCUUCUUGGCAGUCUUCCUUAUGGGUAUGCAGCAACUGAGUGGCAUCGACGGCGUUCUUUACUACGCACCCCUCCUUUUCCAACAAGCCGGUCUAUCCUCGAACGAGUCCACGUUCCUCGCCUCAGGCGUCUCGGCCAUCGUUAUCUUCGCCGUCACCAUCCCAGCUGCUAUCUUGGCAGACAAGUGGGGUCGGCGCGCGAACACCAUCCUCGGUGGUCUGGGUAUGGCCAUAACCAUGUUCCUCAUGGGCUCAUUAUACGCAGGGGACGCAGUCCAUGCCAGCACCGGUGCCGGGCGGUGGGUGGUAAUAGUAUGCAUCUACGUAUUCGCGGUGAUCUAUUCGCUAUCAUGGGCAGUCGGAGUCAAGAUCUACGCAGCGGAGAUCCAGCCGCAACGGACCCGAGCGUCCGCGACUAGCAUCGCCCACGGCAGCAAUUGGUUGAGCAAUUUCCUAGUGGCGCUUGUGACGCCCACACUGCUCGCCCGCACCAGCUACGGGGCGUACUUCUUGUUUGGCGGCUGUGCCCUGCUCACUGCCGCCGUGUGCUUCAUCUUCAUGCCUGAGACUCGCGGUCUGAGUCUUGGCGAGAUUGACCAGGCGUUCACGCGACAAGCCACCCGGGUCAGUGCGCUGAGAGGGUUCGCGAAAGGUCUCCGGAAGAAGGUACGUGUUCGCGAGGGAGUGCCGGCUCCGGUCGGCAUGGAUGCUUGA